AUGCAGACUUCAAGCUUUGCUGUAUUUUCUUUGCUCUACAUCCUCCUCCUCUGUUCAGUUUCAUGGUCAUGGGCUACAUCAGAUUCAACUCACUGGACCUUUUUACAGUGCCUCGAAAUCCAUUCUCAGUCAUCCAUCCCAAUCUCAGAAGUGCUGUACUCCCCAAACAAUUCUUCUUAUUCAUCUCUCUUGCUAUAUCCUGUACACAAUCUUAGAUUUUCGUUGCCUUCCACCCCUAAACCUCUGCUCCUCAUCACACCAUUGAAUGUGUCUCAUAUCCAAGAAACUGUAAUUUGUUCUAGGAAAGCAGACCUGCAACUCAGAGUUCGAAGCGGUGGCCACGACUACGAGGGCCUUUCAUAUGUCUCUGAUGUCCCGUUCAUCAUUGUUGACCUGCUGAAUUUUCGAUCAGUUGACGUUAGUAUAGAAGAUAACAGCGCAUGGAUUCAAGCUGGAGCAACUCUUGGGGAGGUUUAUUACAGAAUUGCAGAGGCAAGUAAGAUCCAUGGCUUCCCCGCCGGGAGCUGUUCGACUGUAGGCGUCGGUGGGCACUUCAGUGGAGGUGGGUUUGGUCUGCUGUUCAGAAAAUACGGCCUGGCUGCUGAUAAUAUCAUCGAUGCUUAUUUAGUCGACGUUAAUGGUAGAAUUCUUAAUAGAGAAUCCAUGGGGGAAGAUUUGUUUUGGGCCAUCAGAGGAGGAGGCGGAGCAAGCUUCGGCAUCAUCGUAUCUUGGAAAGUCAAACUAGUUCCUGUUCCCCCAGUGGUGACUGUUUUCAGUGUUGAUAGAGCCUUGGGACAUGGUGGUACAACAAAGCUUAUACAUAAAUGGCAAUUCGUUGCCGACAAGCUCCAUGAAGACAUCUUCCUCCACAUCUACAUAGCAACUACUACAGAUCAGAAGGGGAAUAGAAGUGUUCAAGCUUCAUUCGACUCUAUGUUUCUUGGGGGUUCUGAGAAACUUCUGCAAAUGAUGGAUGCCAGAUUUCCUGAGCUGGGUUUGAAGCGAGAAGACUGUAUUGAAAUGAGUUGGAUUCAAUCCGUCCUCUAUUAUGCAGGUUUCUCAACCUCUGAACCCUUGGAGGUUUUGCUGGACAGGAGGCCUCAGUUCAAGAGCUUCUUCAAGGCAAAGUCUGAUUUUGUGAAAGAACCCAUUUCAGAAACUGGGUUAGAAGGAAUAUGGAAAAGGCUUUAUGAAGAUGAAGGGGCAUCUAUGAUCUGGACUCCCUAUGGAGGAAAGAUGAAUGAGAUUCCAGAGUCUGAAAUCCCUUUCCCUCAUAGAAAGGGGAACAUCUAUAAGAUUCAAUAUGGUGUGAACUGGGAAGAGGGAGGAAUUCAGGCAUCCAGAAGGCACAUAGGAUGGAUCAGAAAACUAUACAGGUACAUGAGGCCCUAUGUAUCCAAGUCUCCAAGAGCUGCAUAUGUCAACUAUAGGGAUCUUGACUUGGGUACCAAUAGUAAGGGUAAUACAAGCUAUUCCCGUGCCAGGAUUUGGGGUGAGAAGUAUUUCAAGAGUAACUUCAAGAGAUUGGUUCAUGUGAAAAGCAUGGUUGAUCCAGGAAAUUUCUUCAGACAUGAGCAAAGCAUUCCAUCAUGGAGAUCUUGAUUUUUUUUUUUUCUGAAAGUAAAGAGAUCUUGAUUUGGAUACAUCUAUAGCUUCUAUCAUGAAAUAAGUGUAUGGAUUUUGUAUCUUCGUCUUUUUUCUCUAGUAUCUUCAUCUUUAAUCAAAUUUAAUAAAA
Molecule: messenger RNA, 1735 nt
Organism: Nelumbo nucifera (sacred lotus)
Lineage: Eukaryota; Viridiplantae; Streptophyta; Magnoliopsida; Proteales; Nelumbonaceae
Source: RefSeq, a predicted model, not a curated record